This is a messenger RNA of Rhinolophus ferrumequinum (greater horseshoe bat), 3203 nucleotides long. Its product is annotated as calcium-activated chloride channel regulator 1-like. NCBI's taxonomy places the organism in Eukaryota, Metazoa, Chordata, Mammalia, Chiroptera, Rhinolophidae. The transcript is spliced from 14 exons. Gene Ontology annotation, molecular function: intracellularly calcium-gated chloride channel activity. Gene Ontology annotation, biological process: chloride transport. Bases 49 to 2757 code for a protein of 902 amino acids. The record is from RefSeq and is a predicted model, not a curated record.
AAAUACUCUCUCCUCACGUCUCCUAAAGGUUUAUUGUAACGUGCAAAAAUGGUGCUCUGUGUGAAUGUUAUUCUGUUCCUAGCUUUACAUCUCUUGCCUGGAAUGAAAAGCUCAAUGGUAAGUUUGAAGAACAAUGGAUAUGAUGGCAUUGUCAUUGCAAUUAACCCCAGUGUGCCAGAAGAUGAAAAACUUAUUCAAAACAUAAAGGAAAUGGUAACUGAAGCUUCUUCUUAUCUGUUUCACGCCACCAAACGAAGGGUUUAUUUCAGGAAUGUAAGCAUUUUAAUUCCACUGACCUGGAAGUCAAAAUCUGAGUACUUAAAGCCAAAACAAGAAUCAUAUGACAAGGCAGAUGUCAUAGUUGCUCAUCCUUACCUAGAAUAUGGAGAUGAUCCCUAUACACUUCAGUAUGGACAAUGCGGAGAAAAAGGACAAUAUAUACAUUUUACUCCAAACUUCUUGUUGUCUAAUAAUUUGCUUUUCUAUGGAUCCCGAGGCAGAGUAUUUGUCCACGAGUGGGCCCACCUCCGAUGGGGAGUAUUUGAUGAGUAUAAUGAACAUCGGCCAUUCUAUAUUUCUAGCCAGAACACUAUUGAAGCAACAAGAUGUUCAACUCUUUUGACUGGAAGUAAUGUGGUUUUAAAGAAAUGCCAGCAAGGCAGUUGUAUAACAAAGCCAUGCAGACGUGACUCACAGACCGGGUUGUAUGAAGCAAAAUGUACAUUCUUGCCAGAAAAAUCUCAGACUGCAAGGGAAUCCAUAAUGUUUAUGCAAAGUUUUGAUUCUGUGACUGAAUUUUGUACAGCAGAAACACACAAUGCAGAAGCUCCAAACCUACAAAACAGAAUGUGCAAUCACAGAAGUACAUGGGAUGUAAUCAUGACCUCUGAUGAUUUUCGGACUGCAUCUCCCAUGACAGGAAGAAAUCUACCACCUCAUCCUAUAUUCUCAUUGAUCAAGUCCAAACAGCGAGUAGUCUGUUUGGUACUAGAUAAAUCUGGAAGCAUGAAUUCAGAAGAUCGUCUCUUUCGAAUGAAUCAAGCAGCAGAAAUAUACUUGGUUCAAAUUAUUGAAAAGGGAUCAUUAGCUGGGAUGGUCACAUUUGAAAGUUUUGCUACAAUCCAAAAUAAUCUUAUAGAAAUAACUAAUGAGAAUGCUUCCCAAAGAAUCACUGCAAAUCUGCCUCAAGUAGCUAAUGGUGGAACUUCAAUUUGCAGCGGACUCAAAGCAGGAUUCCAGGUAAUUACCCUAAGUGACCAGAGCAUUUCUGGUUCUGAAAUCGUAUUACUAACAGAUGGGGAAGAUGAUAAAAUAAGUUCAUGCUUUGAUGAGGUGAAACAAAGUGGGGCGAUCAUCCACACUAUUGCUCUGGGACCUUCUGCUGCCAAAGAACUGGAGACCCUUUCAAAUAUGACAGGAGGACAUCGUUUUUUUGCCCAUAAAGACAUAAAUGGCCUUAUUGAUGCUUUCAGUAGAAUUUCAUCUGGAAGUGGCAGUAUCACUCAGCAGGCUAUUCAGUUGGAAAGUAAAGCCUUAAAUAUGACAGCAAGGAAAUGGAUAAUUGGUACAGUGCCUGUGGAUAGUACAAUUGGAAAUGACACUUUUUUUGUUGUUACUUGGACAAUACAAAAGCCAGAAAUUCUUCUCCAAGAUCCAAAAGGAAAGAAAUAUAAAACGUCAGAUUUCAGAGAAGAUGAACUAAAUAUUCGGUCUGCCCGUCUUCGAAUACCAGGUAUUGCAGAGACAGGUACUUGGACUUACAGCCUUCUAAAUAAUCAUGACAACUUUCAAAUGCUAACGGUAACUGUGACUACUCGAGCAAGAAAUCCUACCACACCCCCAGUAAUUGUAAACAGUCACAUGAGUCAAAAUACAGCACAUUACCCUAGCCCAAUGAUUGUUUAUGCACGAGUCAGUCAAGGGUUUUUGCCUGUUCUGGGAAUCAAUGUAACAGCCAUUAUAGAAACCGAAGACGGACAUCAAGUAACAUUGGAGCUGUGGGACAAUGGUGCAGGUGCUGAUAUUGUCAAGAAUGAUGGCAUCUACUCAAGAUAUUUUACACAUUACCGUGGAAAUGGUAGAUACAGUUUAAAAGUACAUGCCCAGGCAAGAAAAAACAUAGCUAGGCUAAGUUUAAGACGACAAAACAAAGCUCUGUAUAUACCAGGCUACAUAGACAAUGGUAAAAUUAUACUGAAUCCACCCAGACCUGACGUCAAAGAUGACAUGGCAGAAGCUGAAGUAGAAGACUUUAGCAGACUAACCUCUGGAGGGUCAUUUACUGUAUCAGGAGCUCCUCCUUCUGGUGAUAAUACUCGUGUGUUCCCACCAAAUAAAAUUACAGACCUCGAGGCUAAGUUUAAAGAAGAUCAUAUUCAACUUUCAUGGACUGCCCCUGGCAAUGUCCUUGAUGAAGGAAAAGCCAAAAGCUACAUUAUAAGAAUAAGUAAGUAUCUCCUGGAUCUCAAAGAAGAUUUUCACAAUGCUACUUUAGUGAAUACUUCUAGUCUGAUACCUGAGGAAGCUGGCUCAAUAGAAAAUUUUGAAUUUAAACAAAAACUUUUAAAAAUAGAAAAUGGCACCAAAUUAUAUAUUGCAAUUCAAGCCAUCAAUGAAGCCAACCUCAUCUCAGAAAUGUCUAACAUUGCACAAGCAACCAAGUUAAUUCCUCCACAGGCACUCACUGCUUUGGGAACCAAGAGUUCUGGAAUCCGUUUGGCCAUUUUGGGAUUAGCUGUGGUUUUAUCUAUAUUUUAAACUAGAAACUAUAUUAGAACUAAAAUUGAACAUUAUAUCUAUUUGACAAACAGUUAUUUAGAAUUUAGUUUGCAGUACUCUUCUGUUAUAAAACCCUUUGUAAGAUAAAAGUGAAUGUACAAAAAUAAAUUUCCUAAUUACUGGAGUUCAUUAAUACUAAUUAGUCUGAUAUUAAUACUAAUUAGUUGCUAAAUGCAUAUCAAAAUGAAUAUACCAUUCCUGACCACUGCAAUGUACACCUGAAUCUGAAACUGAAUAAUAAUGAAUGUUAACUAUAAUUUUAUAUAUAUAUAUGGUCACAGUAAGUGGAGUACAGCAUAAGGAGUAGAGACAAUGGAAAUAUAACGGUGUGCAAUAUCAGAGGGGUAGUAGAUUGGCAAAGGGAGGUUAUCACUUUGUGAGGGGUAUAAACGGCUAACCAUUACAUUGUUUUGUACACCUGAAAU